This is a messenger RNA of Arachis stenosperma, 2252 nucleotides long. RefSeq lists its product as uncharacterized. The transcript has a single exon. Lineage: Eukaryota; Viridiplantae; Streptophyta; Magnoliopsida; Fabales; Fabaceae. The coding region runs from base 57 to 791 and encodes 244 amino acids. The record is from RefSeq and is a predicted model, not a curated record.
CUAUCACCAAAUUAGGAUGUGCGGCAAGGAUAUUCACAAAACUGCUUUCUAGACGCAUGAGCGACACUAUGAGUUCAUGGUAUGCACCGAGUUCAUUUCAAGCAUUAAUGAAUGACAUCCUUAAGCCACUGUUACGGAAGUUUGUGUUGAUCUUCUUCGAUGAUAUUUUGAUCUACAACCGAGACAUUGAGAGCCAUGCGGAUCACUUGCAACAAGUCUUUCACAUAUUAAUCGCUAAUAAGCUUGUGUUAAAUGCCAAGAAGUGCACUUUUACAGUAGUUUCUAUUGAAUAUCUAGGUCAUAUCGUCUCGAUCGAGGGAAUUGCUGCAAAUCCUAGCAAAACUGAAGCUGCAAAUCAGCGGGUGAUGGAUCCAACUCAUCUCAAAUGGACAACGAAGCUGCUGGACUUCGACUUUGAAAUCAAAUAUCGUCUGGGGAUGGAAAUUAAGGCUGCAGAUGCUCUUUCACGGCAGAUGAUGGCCAAUGCUGCUUCGGUAAUGCACGUGAGUCUAUGGAAAACUGUGGAUGCUGAGAUACAAGGAGAUCUAGAGCUGCAAAAAAUAAUAAUGGCUUUGCAGCGGGAAUCUGAGGAUUUUUCAGGCUACUCCUUAAAGAAGGGGAGGUUGUUCUACUUCUAUCAGGGAAGAGCAAUUUUGCCGGCGAAUUCUGCUCAAAUACCCUCCUUAUUGCCCGAGCAUCAUGACAGUGGGUUGGAAGACAUUCUGGAUAUUUUCGAACUUACAAGAGACUCAUUGUGGCUAUCUAUUGGUAAGGGAUGCGGCAACGUGUGAAAGAUUAUGUUGCAACUUUUUCUACUUGCCAACAAGGCAAGUGUGCUGCUCUUAAGCCGGCGGGGAUGCUGCAGCCCUUACCGGUUCCGGAGAGGAUAUGAGAACAUGUGAUGAUGGACUUUGUGGUCCGCUUACCCAAGUCGAAGGGCAUAGACACCAUUUUUGUGGUGGUCAAGCUGCUGAGCAAAUAUCCCCAUCUUAUUUCAUUAUCACACCCUUUCUCGGCGAAGGAAGUGGCUGCGUUUUCAUUGAGGAAAUGGUGAAGCUUCAUGGGUUUCCAAAAUUGAUUGUUUUGACUGUGAUAGGGUUUCAUGAGCAAAUUCUGGUCUGAAUUGUUUCAUGCAGCAGGCACUAAGCUGAAAUACAACACCGCAUUUCAUCCGCAGACCGACGGUUAGACACAGGCGGUGAAUAGGUGCCUCGAGACUUACUUGCGAUGAUUUGUGGGUGGUAUCCGAAGAGGUAGUUGGAGUGGUUACUAUAGGAAGAAUAUUGGUUUAACACAACCUUUAACGUAUCCGCCUAGACUAUGCCAUUUUAGGCCGUGUAUGGGGUGUCUUCCCCGAUUCUAUUCCGUGGAAAAACAUACCCGUUGCAUGUCAAGGAUGUGGCUGUGCUGACAGCCACCAGGGAUGCGAUUUUAGCUGAAUUAAAACAGCAUUUGGCUCAAGCUCAAUUUAGAAAGAAGCAAGCAGCGGAUAAAAAGUGAAGGGAUGUGGAGUUCGAGUUAGGUGAUUAGGUCUAUCUCAAGCUGCAACCUUACUGAAUGUGUUCUUUAGCUCGGAGGAUGAAUGAAAAGCUCAGUCCCUGCUUUUAUGGACCCUUUCAAGUACUUGAGAGAGUGGGGGUGGUGGCAUAUAAAAGUUGGCACUCCCAAAUGGGUGCAAGCUCCACCCGGUCUUCCAUGUGAGCAAAUUAAAGAAGAUUGUCCCAAAACCACAGCAACCUUAGGUUUCACCCUUAAUGAUGGCGGAAGAUAGCAAACUAAUCAUGAAACCCUCAUGUAUUUUGGCAUCUCGAUCAGCAAGGGAUAGUUCCUUGGAGUACUUGGUCCGCUGGCAGGGACUUCUGUCGUGCGAAUACAACUGGAAAGAGGUUGCCGCACUGCGGUGCUCUUUUCCUGAGUUCCACCUUGAGGACAAGGUGGUUGUCCAAAGGGGAGUAAUGAUAGAAACAAGUUUUGUUUAGUUUACAAGGAUAGGUAAAUGGUCUACUUGCUAGUUUUAGUUCCUACUUGCUGUUCUUUGGCUAUUUGUUUGUUCUAUUUGAGCUAAACUAGUAGCCCUGAGGGCAGUAGUCUUAAUCCUAGCUGCGGCCUAUAAAUACUAAUUGAUUAUUUAGUUUUUAGUUUUGUGGAUUUUCUGUUAGAACUCGAGAGGUUGAACUCCCUCCACAGUUGGUAGUUCCAACCGUGUAUUCUAAUAAGGGGUUGUGAUUUGCAAUUCCUAGUUCAUCAAUAAA